Messenger RNA from Leishmania braziliensis MHOM/BR/75/M2904, 3930 nucleotides. RefSeq lists its product as hypothetical. The transcript has a single exon. The coding region runs from base 1 to 3930 and encodes 1309 amino acids. The record is from RefSeq and is a predicted model, not a curated record. Lineage: Eukaryota; Euglenozoa; Kinetoplastea; Trypanosomatida; Trypanosomatidae.
AUGAUGGACUGGAGGACAGAGGCGUAUCGGGCUAUUAAAGCCUUUGAUGACGCACUUGGACGCCCACCCUUCCCUGUCGACGCCCCAGAGGACCUCGUCGUCAAGGCACAAGCAGUUCUGGCGACACUUGCCAACGUCGUCGCGGCCGGCAAGCUGAAGUCCCUCGACGGUGUGGACGAGGUGACGACGACGUUGCCCAUUCUCUGCGCUUCUCUCAGGGAGGGUACACCGAACCACACGCCCUGUCUGUAUCUUUAUCGUCCACUGCUGCUGGCAGCCGCCCAUGUCAGCUCUCUCUCCACCUAUCCCAUCUCGUACCUGCUGCGGGAUGCAGUCCAGGUGCUUGCCCCUCAAGAAGCUCCCUCACCGACCGGCUCCUCGGUGAAGUGCGCCGUCACCACCACUCCGACCGAAACGUCGAGGAAAAUCGAUGACUGUGAGACAGAGGUGGAGAGCGAAGUAACUCUCUUUACAUUCAUGGCGCUGACACAUAGCUUGACACCGAUGUACAUGCGCCGCUUUCUUCGCUCACCGCCGUACGAGUCGUCUGCUGAUGGGAACAGCGCGACGCGCAAGGAAGGGAAAGGUAGGGCGAAACAAAAAGUGGUCGCAUCGCACAAGGGCGAUAAGGAGAAGAAAGCGCAUUUGCUCUCUCCACCUACCAGCGCGUCUGGUAUCAAUGGGGGAGGUGAAGUUGGUGGUAACACCUUGGCAGUUCCACGUGCCCUCCUGCACUGCAUGAUCGGUGCAGCGCUCUCCGACGAGUGCCGCGCCGUUUUCGAGUCCUUCGUUGACAACACACCCAAAUUUCUGGCCUGCGUCGCCGGGGACGGAGACCUGGCGCGACGCAUCUUGGAUGUGUACGCGGCCCGCAUUGUGCCGAAGCUGAAGCCGUCUUCCCUGCUUCCCUGCCUUGACGCGCCGUUGCUGGACUACUACGUGGACGUUGUCGCAGCCUCGCAAGGUGCCGGGCACGUUACUUUGCUUUCUAGCCACGAGUUCCGCGAAGUACCGCGUCGAACGUGGGACGCAGCGCGCUUUCGCCGACUUGCCUGCGCAGCAAUGUCACGGACUAUCGGCGCCGAGGACGCCAUGGCGAGUUUGCUCGUGUAUGUGUUUCUGUACCUCACGUACUGUGACUUCAGCUGGGAUAAAACUCCCACCGCACCUCCCUCGUCUUCUCCAGCUGCUGUAGAGAUGGGGACAGAGAUGUCGGUGACCGAAGCGCACUUGAUCACUGCCGUCUGCAAAGCAUCCAAGGCAGUCUUACUCGCCGACAGUGCGCCAUCAUCAAGCGCGUCCGUGUCCUCGGUGUGUGUGCAGUUAAAGACAGGUGCUCUCCUUGUGGAAGGGAGCGCCGUGCCACGGGCAUUGGAGCCUCUCCAGGUGUUUGGAGAUCUACUCUUGACUCGACCUGCCGCAGCGGCACUGUGGCGAGGAGGACUUGUGCGCCAGCUGGAGAGGGAAGCAGAGAACGCGGAUGGGAUAAUGACGACAGUCACGGCAUCAGCCUCAUUGCUGGAGAGGAGCGUAGUUGGCGUUCUUGAGGGUAUUCUAAAAGAUGCACCGAGACCAAAUCAAGGCGUCUGUUCACCCUCAAAGCGGCAACAACAAGAGUCAGCGAAGUGUGGCGCUGCGAAGUCCAAGAGAAAGCAGCAGAGCGCCAGCGGGAAAGGCGGCAGCAGCUCUCACACCAAUGCCGUGUCAGGUUCACCGACCAGCAGGCAGCCGGGUGACGCAGCGGAAGCUUUGCCAGCCCCUAUUCCUCUCUCAAAACUGCUUUCUUGGUGUUGUACCUGUCUUCUCUCGACAACGCUGGGGGUCACUGGCGCAGAAGCUUCAGGUAGUGAAGGCCUGAGUCCCGUGCACAGCUUGCGCAAUCAAGACGGGUGUGCGCUUGACUGUAUUGUUCGUGCGUACGACUAUCUUCUGCAGCACCAGUCGCAGCGCCUCAACGCCGCCCUGUGGCACAACUUUAACCUCUUCGUGACGUGCGGCAUGUGGCAGUGGGCAAUGGCAGCGUCGUGUAGCGACACCGAAGGUCGUGCCAUGGCGUACCUGCCGCCAAUGCGGAAACUUCUGAGUGCACCAUCGACAGCAAAGGUGCUGACCGCUCUCACGGCGGACACGGGCAGUCUGUUGUGGAUGUCGCCUCUCUUGCUCCCCUCAUACCUCUCUCUGCCACCCACGACGAAUGCGGUUGCAGAGAUGCUGUCGCAGGUGCUCUGGGGCUCUCCCUGUCGAGCGCUGUGGAUAGCAAUCUUGCGUGCCGCUGCAAGUGGAGAGAGCGUGGGCGCAGGGGCGAAGGCGACUGGGCCAUCGCCAAAGACUUCGCCGUUGAUGCAGGAGUUAUACCCAACCUCUGACACCUUUUUGUUUGGUGUGCUCUGCAGUCAAUGGACUCACGCCGUGCUUGCCAACGUAGCGGAGUGCGUUGCGACCGCCACCGUGGGCGGCGGCGACUGCGCGGCGCUGAUGACUAGCCUGAUCCGCAUGCGUACGUCAGGCGCAUGUGCCUGUGGGGCAGUACCGCCACGAACGUGCCUCCUGACGCUCGAGUGCGUGCCAGCCUCUCUUUCCCAGCACGGGCUUCAGCGUUUACUGGACGAGGUAGGAAGGUUGCAGGCGCAGUACCUCGCCAGGGAGAAAUCAGCGAGGCAGGAGGAGGAGGCGGAGGGCCGCCGACGCGUCCUGGAGCAACUGCAGAGCAUUCAAGCUCUCGCUGAAGCUCAUCGUGCUUUCUGCGAGGCCGCAGGUGCGAAGUGCGCCGCGAGGGCUGAUGAGCACCAACAGGUGCAAGAGGAACUCCAACGCCGACGUGAUGCCCGUGUGGCUCGCCUCCGUGCGGACGCAGCGGCACUGGAGCAUAAGCGACAGGUGGCACUUGAAACACUGCGGCGCAAAGCAGUGCAGGCUCGUGCAGAUGCAGACGCCGCUCGUCAGCGGCGCUUUGCCUCCUACCAGCAACGCCUGGCGAGCGAAUACCGCGUGUCAACGUUCUUAGAGCACCUGCAGCUGCCUUUGGCCCGUGUGCUAGAGGUGCGGGACGCGCUGCGGACCGUUGCGGACCGUAUUACCCCAGACGACCUCCUCGAGUAUUUAGUCUCUGGAAAGGCGAAGGUGCCGUCGGACAUGCUCGGCGAAGAUGACGCUUUGGAUGCCAACGAUGAGGCUGACGCAAAGGACGCAGCUGCUAACGAGGGAAAUGCUUCAGUUUAUGAACGUCAGGCAGAGCACCAAGCAGCGGGGACUUCAUCACCGCGUCCCCGAGCCACCGGAGAGCGCCGCGAUUUCUGGGCAGAUGUCAUGGACGGGGUCUCGACCACCGCAAGGACUCCUCCUCCAGAUAAUCAAGAAGGCAUCUGUCGCCAGACUACUGAAAUGACUCCAGCACUGGCGAUGACAACGGCAGAUACUAUGGGCGCUUCCUCGCUCCACACGCAGUCUUUUCACGCUCGUAUUGCGCCGUUGAUGGACCUCUUCUGCUACGAGGGCGGGGAUGAGUUUGGCCAUGUACCUGAUGCGCUUCCCAUCAUUCACCUCCGCGUGGCCUCUCGUGUGUGGCCGGCGUCGCAGGUGCAGUCACUUGGCUUUGCUGACGUACGCGAGGCCUUUGAGCGGAUGAGGGACCGUGGCCUUGUUCGCAUUCACGACGACGUGGCGCAGCUCACCCUUCUCGGCUUCCGCUACCACUACCCGUUUCACAACCCGGAAGGAAUGCUGGCGGUACACCUGCGCGAAUCCCAAGCGCGCGUAAGGAUGCUGGUUGAGUCACGGAAUGAAUUACUACGCGACGACAACAGCAGUGAGGAGGACAACGAUGAUGAGGGCGACAUCGCCGCCGAAAAUGGAGAGAAAGCCGACGAGGAUGAGGCGAGUGUGCACGACAGGGAGGAUCGAGUCCUGCCAGAGGUGGAAUUCGGCAUUUAG